GAAAACUUGUCGAGUGACGAGGAAUACCAGCCUCUCCCUGAAAGUGAGGACAAAAGUACGUUUCACAACUUGCAAACUACAGUAACUGCAUGCAUGUUGAUCUGUAUUAAAUAUUUAAUCUGGUUUUACAUCCAUGAAGUUUCUGAAAUAAUGUAGGAAUCAGUAUAGGACCUUAUAACUGCAAUAAAUCUAUGACCAAAAUUAAAAGCUAUACAGGUAUAUGCAUAUCCGCAAAAUGUUACACUGUUAGGUUAAAAACUUUGAAUGAAGAAUAAUUAUAGAUUAAACGUGUGGAGAAAUGUCGAAAAGUCUCGGGUGAAAGUCGAUAAAAUCUUGUUGGAAACUUCCCCAAACAAAGGUUCCUCGGAUCUAUAUCUGACUUAUAUCCUGCAUUCUCGGUUUUAGACUUUUGGCGCGUGGAGGUAUAAUUAUAGACACCGCCGAAUUAUAUAUAGGCUUUCGAACAUGUACGUCACUUCCGAUUUGCAGAUAAUUUUUACAAGCCCCUCUACAUUUAUUUUUCAUUCAUGCACAAGUUUUCUGGUAGAAAGAAUAAACUAGGCUUUAGAUACAAACUUUCACCCUAUAAAGUUAUUUGAAACAUCGAACUUAAGUAAAAACAAAUUUUCAAAAUGCUAGAAUGUGUCAAUGCCAAAAUAUAGGUAAGGUAGCAAACGAGCCAACUCCAUUGAUGCAAAUAUGACACUAAAAAUUGGACAGGAAGACAGUUCAAUAGUGAAAAAUAAUAUAGUGCAUGAUACUAGUAUAGCUGUGUUAGAAAACACACACGACAGAGUUCUUUUUGCACUCUUGACGAGUAAACAACGACGAAUUCAUAUCGAGAUUAUAUAGAUUAUAUAUCACAUUUUAAUGUUUCUCGAUCUGACUUCGUCGUUGUUUGCUCGUCAAGAGUGUAAAAUAACUCUGUCGUGUAUGCUCUAGCGUACACAGCUAUAUCAUGCACUAUAUUAUUUUUAAUUUUGAACUGUCUUCCUGUCUAAUUUUUAUAGUGUCAUAACUACGUCUAUGGAGUUGGCUCAUUUGCUACCUUAAAUUAAUGAAUUGACACAUUCUAACAAAAACGCAAGCACGUUUCUAUUCGAAUAAUUUUUAAUUUAACUCAUUUGAUUUUAUUAACUGCUGUAUAUUUUACAAGUUAUGUAUGUGAUUAAAAAAUAAUAAAUUAUCGUUUUCUUUUAAAGGCGAAGAUUCAGACAAAGAUAAUGAUGACGAAUAUGCUUUUAAAGGUGAUAUCACUGCGCUCACUUUCAAAAUUAGGAGAAAAUAUACUGUACACUUUAACAGUAAUAUACCCCUCUGAGAGCUCGCUGUUGUCAGAAUCAAUUUGAUAUAUCACAGUACUGUCACGUGACACUGGGUGAAAGAUGACAAUUUAUUAAUAGAAUUGUUUGCUGUGGAGGCAUUCAUCUUUGUGUGCAGGAAGGGAUAACAAAGAUUCACAUGAUUUUUGAUGAGGUCAUUGCUAACAGACACAGAGUAACACUGGGGGGGGGGGGAGAAAAGAAAGAAAAAGAAAGCGUCACUUAUCUUGUGUAUGUACCCAUGGAGUAAAUGAAAUACUUUUUCUUCUUUUUGCAGAUAAUUCAAGUCAUUCGGAAACAAUUCGUCAGGAUCCGGAUCUUGAGGUAAAUUCGUUGACAGCUCAUAAAAUAUUCACAUAGAUCAGGGAUUUUGCCGCACACUCACCACAGUGACAGUUUACUGUAACAACUUGAAAUUUUAUAUAUUUAAAACAUCUCGUUUACAUUGCAGCCGUAUAACCACGUCCUUAUCUAUUGAUACGACUGAUACAAUCCAUUAAUUAACAAUUAUUCGCCGAAAGGGAAGUGAAUAUUGGUGAUAUGUGAUAAAAUUUCAUGUUAAUUUACAUAAACUGUAGCUUUGAUUUUCUCGGCUUAGACAACGUUGAUUUUGAAAAUCUCUUCGCCAAUAAACUCAUAAACAUGGGUCGUUUUUUUAAGCAAUUUAAAGCACUUGUAGUCGUGCAUAUCUGAUAAAGCACGACUACAAGUGCUUGAAUCACCUCAAGCGCAGCCAAUCGACGUUCAGAAUUUUCAGUCAAUAUCCCUUAUCGCAAAUCCGCUUCCGGCUUGAUUUCGGGUUAGGGCUGGGGGUUAAUAAUCUAAUAUAUGAAGUUCAUACUGGGGGCGGGUCCAGGUUCGAACCGACUUUUAUGCCUGCCUUCGCAGCUGAAAGCAUGAUAAUUAUCAAUUUUUGUAUGAGGUUGCAUGAGAAAAUUAUCAAACAGAUUAAUUAUUUUCCGAUGCUGAAGCCGAAGGCAGAGGCAAAUAACUGAUCUGCAUGUGAGCCACCGACAAAUCACGAUAUUCUGCGAGAAUCAUGUUUAAUAAUUGUUUUAUCAUUUGUCUUAUGUUUUCCACUUUUUUUCAAGUAAGCAAGACAACUCAUCUUGUUUUCAAAAAAUUGAUGACAAUCGCAUGCUCAUACUAUUAUUUGCACGCAGGUAUUUGAAGUUAACCAAUCAAAAUUGCGACUACUGUAAAGUGAAUGAUAAUCGAAUAUUAGGCCUAUAUGACUAAAGGUCUCUUUAGUAAAACUGGAGGCUAGUUUGUAUAAUAAAUUAGGUUCGUCCCCGACUUGGUUGACAAGACAAUUUCAUUAUUUCUAUAUGAUCCUGAAACCAUUGUCAUCAGAUGAAACACAUUAAAUGCGUAAACUUUCCACAGGCUCAUUAAUACAAACAGUUUCAUCUAAUUCACCAAUAGUUCGGUCUGUUUUACUCACUUUUCCGUGAUAUGGUCUUUCCACAAGCACUUAGAGAUAUUUUCUUUCCCAGCAGCCACCGCAUGUAUAUUUGAUUUACCUAACUGACCAUUUUCGUUCUGCUGUUGUGAAACCACAAUGUAUAUUAUGUCGUAGUAUCAUAAAAAAUAGUAUUUUGGCAACUUUAAAUCUUUCGUAACUGGCCAUUGUAUUAAUACAGGAAGACUGUUCAAGUGGCGAGGAAUCCAAGUCUGAAAGUGAAGAUUUCCAGGGCAUACUAAUGUAGAUUUACUAUUACCAUUAUUAUUAUUAUCAGUACAGUCUUUUGCAUUUCUCUACUUAUAUCCAUUGCAAAUCUUUCUCGUUAUUAAACAAUCCUCUUAUAUAUCAUCUUUCGGUCGUUUCAUCCCUUCUCUUAAACAGCCAUGCAAUCACCGAUGUAUAACUAAUGGUAUAACUUUUACGUUAUAUCUGUCCCGUCUUUCCCGUAGAUCAAAACAGAGCUGCUGAUAUUUUCUUACCUUCUCCUGUCGUUUUUCGUCUUUGUUCGAAUGAUUUGGCCAUGCCAUGUCUAUUUUCAUAAUCCCUUUCUUUUCGCUCUCCUCAAGCGUCUGAUCGGGUCUCUUUAACUGCCGUGGAACUCAUGCUCACCUGGUGUUCCCAAACCCAAUUUAGCUUCUUCCCGCUGUUCUCAAUCACUUUUCCUUUCCCUCAUCUCUCUGUGUAUCACCUCGUUCCUUGUUACUAUAUAGUAACAAUUCAUUAUCAUUCGCCCAUUUCACCGCCAGUGCUAAUUUCAACUAUUAUCAUUAUACUUCGCAAGGUUCCACAUGAAGUGUUUACCUACCUCACUCACCCCAUCAGGCAUCUGGCAAAUAAAUGAAAAAUCAGUACAUUCUAAUACCAGUCCUUCAAUACUUUUAAUGUUGUGAUGUUUCAGAUGGAAAUGAUGUUAAUAAACAUUCAAUGGCAAAUAAAUGUUUUGACAAAACAACAAAGAAAUCUGGAGGUAAGAUUUUCACAUUUUAUCUAAUUAUUUGCGAUUGUUAAACGGAUAAAGAUAUAGUCCAACAUUUACAGCUUUUUCGGUCGUACUGACCAGGGGCGGAUCUAGGAUUUUUUGUACCUCAGUCAAAUUUUUUUUGGUGGACAGGGCGUUAUCAGCGGUGGGCGUGGUCUCAACUGGGCGUGGUCGACUCUAGGCGGGGGGGGGAGUGGGCGCUAAAUAAUUUUUAUGCUGAUAGUCCGGCACCAGAUUUUUAGAAUUUUCCGUAUAUAAAAUGCGAUUUGGUCCCCCCACACACACACACCUAUUAACCUAAAUCCUAAUUAACCAAAUUAUGAAACAUAUUUAGAUUGAAUUAAUAAACUCAAACGAACAUUUGAUGUUACGUCAAAUAUGUUAAGUCAAAUAUUAAUAAACUAAACCCUUACUAUUAAUAUUUAUUUGUUUAUUUAUUUAUUUAACUUCGCCAUUAUCAUGCAUUCAUGGCAGGGUCACCACAACAGUAUAUGUUACCAAUUACUGUGGGCCCUCUAAUUUUAAAUAGAUAAUAAAACACAAAUAAAACACAACGAAAACUUCGAUGUACCUGAUCAAAGUCAUCACACGAAUUGGAACUUGAAGCCAUCAAACAAAUUCCUCAAAGUUUUCGUUGUAUUGUAUUUCACAAACAUACUUAAUUAGCUGCUUGCAAAUUUUAUAAAACAUAUAACAAUUCAUAGAAUAUCAAAUAGCUAUUGAAACAUAAUAAACAAGGCUAGGAAGACCUGACUACUUCGAAAAAUAGAUCAAAACAGUAAAGAACCUGGACGUGCACAAAUUGACACAAAUCUAUCCAAAUUUAGACAGAACAUAAAAUAAAGUCUAUACUGUAGUUUAUAUAUAUUGAACACAAAAUAUACUAUUAAUAAACUAGUAACAUCAGAAUGGCUACCAGUCAAUGGGCUUUUCAAGCUACCUAAUUAAAUAUUUCACAUCAUCAUGUUACAUCAGACCAAUGCGGUCUAACAAGCCAUGUCGAUAGGCUAUGGAUAAACCAAUACGCGUUAACGCGUACAUGUGUGAUAUAAAUAAAACUUCACUAACAUGAGAAUCAACAAAUGCUUACAAUGUAGACAUUGAAAUUGUAACAUAUUUUAGCUUCUUGAUGUGAAAAUUAUGCUAAUACAGCAAUGCAUGCAGCAUAGCGAAUAUAUUAAAAUAUCAUAUGUCAGACAAUCAUUAAAGGCCGGCGCACACUAGAGCUAUGUGCUUAGCAAAAUGUCAUUUGUGACUGUUGGCGUAAGGAGAUAGCUCUCGUGUGCGGGCGAUUUACGAACGACUUUUGUCAUUCGUGCCACUUACGCCAAAUAUCUAACAUGUUUGAUAAUUUCUUCCUCGCGUACCAAAAUCUUUCUGUGUGCGGCAAACGAAAGCUAUCUGCUUACGGAUUGUCGUAACAGCGCAUGAGUAAUAUACGAAAGUAAACAUCGAAGAUGGCGGCGCAAAAUGAAUUGUUGGCCGAGGCAAUUUUAGAGGACAAACUUGUCGAACUUUGGCCUGAAUACAAAUGUUUAUACGAUGUGAGUUCUGCAGAUUUUAGAAAUAGGGACAAAAGGGAAUGUGCGGUGAAAGAAAUAGUUGUCCUCUAAAAUUGCCUCGGCCAGCAAUUCAUUUUGCGCCGCCAUCUUGGAUGUUUACUUUCGUAUACUACGCAUGCGCUGUUACGACAAUCCGUAAGCAGAUAGCUUUCGUUCGCCGCACACAGAAAGAUUUUGGCACGCGAGGCAGAAAUUAUCAAACAUGUUAGAUAUUCGGCGUAAGUGGCACGAAUGACAAAAGUCGUUCGUAAAUCGCCCACACACGAGAGCUAUCUCCUUACGCCAACAGUCACGAAUGACAUUUUGCUAAGCACAUAGCUCUAGUGUGCGCCGGCCUUAACAACACCGAUGGCUUGGUACUCCGGUUUAUAAACCUUUAAUAUGAAUUGAAGAUACAUCACUAUAAAACCAUAAUUUAUCUAUCUACCUUAUUGCAGUGCAAGCUUUGUCUUUCUCUAGCAGUAGCUCUCUCAGCCUCUCUGCGCCAAAAUUUCUAGCGAGGCUUCUGCUUGUGUUGUCGCUGGCGCCGCUCAGUAGCUUGUAAACAAAAUUCGUCCGUGAGGCAUCGAUAUUCUUUUCAAGCUCCAUAUACAAACGUACGUUGUAUAGAGAUUCAAAAUCGUUUGCCGCAAUCGCAAACUGAACAUUGUCAGUCGACAAAUCGCUCAUAAUAGUAAACGUUCGAAAUGUUAAACUCAGUGGUAAACACUAUAUUGCCGUGUUCACGAAUACCUCACGCUGCGAAUCUGUCGAAAAUAUAAGCCAAUGACAGUGCAGAAUUUUUUUAAAUGGUUCAAUCAGAAGGCUCAUACAGAGCCCCUGAAUCUGCAAAUCCGUCAGGCCUCCCCACAGAUCCGUCGCAAAUGUCCGUAGCCAUGGAAAUGAGCGUGUCAGCCAAUCAGAUAGCCAGAUUUAACCCCCGAAUCCGUCAACUUUCAUGCGUAAGACCGCUGUUCGUGACUGACUAACAUUACUUUGCCGAAGCUCUGCCACAGCAUGAAACGUAUAACUGGACUACCGGUAUGAUUCAAAAUUUUAGUAACUCAGUCUACUGGCCACUAUAGAUAGUUGGAGUCAAAUUUUUGUGAGCGGGCAAUUUUUACUUCAGUCGCGCGACUGAUUUGACGACCCCUAGAUCCGCCCCUGGUACUGACAACGUCAAUGAACAAGACAUUACAAACGAAAGAGAUUAUCGAAAAUACAUAUGCAAACGUAUUUUAUUCCUUUUCGAUACCUUGUUCGAGAGAGUCUUGAGAAGAAUUUUUUUUCAUCUAACAAACGUUGUUAUAUUUCCAAGGGCAUGAUUUGAUAUUUGUCGGGCAAUCACACCCUGCAGGAACAAUGAAGACAAUUCAUAUUUAAUUAUGAGAAAAAUUUUUUGUUCUUGUCUAGUGUACAUAAUUGCGGUGAGUGAGAAAGAUGGAAAGAGGGUCUAUGAUAAAACCAACUGUUGCUUCUUCUGCGAAAAAGAGUACAAGCUGGCUCGCCAUUUUAUGCAAGUUCACAGCGAUGAAGAAGAGGUGGCGAAAAUAAUAGCCCUCAAAACCAACAACGCCGCACGGCAGCUCCAGCUGGAAAGACUUUGCCGAAUGGGCAACUUUAACAAUAAUUUAAAGGUUCUGGAGUUGCAAAAAGGCGAACUAAAGGUGGUACGAAGACCUGGCCAAAACGCGGACAAAGAUCCAAGCAAUUACUUGCCGUGCCAGUUUUGCCAUGGUUUUUUCCAGAGAAAAGACCUGUAUCGCCACUGUUCGAAGUGCCCUUUCGCUGAAGGUGCCGACCAGGCUAACAUCCGCUCCAAAAAAAUGCAGCACACAGGGAGGUUGCUAUUGGCGGCGAAUAAUUAUCCAACUGGUGCCAGCCAACAACUCUCUGACAACGUGUUAUCAAUAAUGACGCUAGAUGACAUCAGCGCUGUGGUCCGAACAGAUGAAACCAUCUUAAUGGUGGGUUCAACCUUAAUUGAGAAUCGUGGAAAUGAGAAAGCAGUGGAAGUGUCACAGCAAAUGCGACUACUUGCACGGUUACUGAUAAAUGUGAGAAAGCUGUGUGGAACCCCGUCCGUGUCGCUCCAAGAGAUCUUGACGGCAGGCCAUUUUGAUCAUCUUGUUGACAGUGCGCGAUCUCUUGGGGGGUAUACUGCUGCAACAAAUGCGAGUACGAAUCGUUUCAAGGCCCCGUCAACCUCUGCAAAGUGCGGAUAUGCCUUAAAGAAAGCUGCGUUUGUGGUAAAAGGGAAAGCUCUACGAGAAAAAGAUAUGGAAAGAAAGAACAACGUGGAUCUCUUCAUGGCAAAUGCGUCAAGUUUUAGGAUAAGGCAUUUGGCGUCGAGUUGGGUGUAG
This is a messenger RNA of Paramuricea clavata, 7670 nucleotides long. The record is from the annotation of a GenBank genome assembly. NCBI's taxonomy places the organism in Eukaryota, Metazoa, Cnidaria, Anthozoa, Malacalcyonacea, Plexauridae.